CAACACGCCCAGCAGCAGCAGCAGUGUCCUGCCACUGUAUAAAAGCCCUCAGUCACCGUUCAGGGAGUACGGAGGAAUCUCAACCCCCUCAGGUGUAUCUGUCUAUCCAACAACCAUGAAGUCUGUAGCUCUGAUCCUCGCUCUGGCAGUCAUCACUGUCUGCAAUGCCCGUGUUGUGCUCCAGGCUGAUGCCACCCCACAAAACUGGGAGCAAACUGUGGAUCGUUUCUGGCAGUACGUCGCUGACCUGAACCAGAAAGCUGAUGGAGUCGUGCAGGACAUCAAGGUCUCCCAGCUCAGCAGGGAGCUAGACACUCUGAUCAGCGACAGCAUGGCAGAGCUGCAAACAUACAGAGAUGACAUCCAGACCAAACUGUCUCCUUACACCGAAAGCUCCACCGGUCAGAUGACUGAGGACCUGCAGCUCCUGGCCAACAGACUCCAGAAGGACAUGCUGGAUGCCAAGGAGCGCAGCACUGAGUAUCUGGGUGAGCUGAAGACCAUGGUGGAGCUGAACACCGAUGACGUACGCACCCGCAUCAGCAGCUACACCCACAAGCUGAAGAAGCGCCUGAACAAGGACGCUGAGGAGAUCCGCAACACUGUGUCCAACUACAUGGGUGAGAUCCAGUCCCGCACCUCCCAGAACCUGGAGACAGUGAAGGAGAAUGUUGAGCCCUACGUCCAGCAGGCCAGUGACACCGCUAGCAAGAAGCUGACUGACAUCUCCACCAUUCUGAAGAGCCAGGCUGACAUCUUGACCAUGCAGAUGGAGAGCCAGGCUGAGGGUAUCAAGACCCAGCUGGAGGCCACCGCCAAGGAACUGCGCAGCUCCCUGGACAGCAAGAUGGACGAGCUGAGCGAGAUAAUCUCCCCCUACGCCACCCAGAUCCGUGAGCAGAUUGAGAACAUCAUGGAAAAGGUCAAGGAGACUGCCUCUUCUUAAUACCCUGACAAAGAGGGAGGAAAGCAGGGAGUUGAGAGUUACAGUUGAUAUCUUCACUUGGGUGCUCCAUUGUUCAGGAUGAGGGGGGUUGAUGAGAUGAAGGAAGGAGGAUGAGGUCUUUGCAGAACAGUCAGCAGAUAAACGUCUGUUUGUGCUCUUCUGCGGUCCCCCUUUCUUCUCUCAUCAACUCCCCUGAUCACUGAACAUAAGCAAUAACAACCUUUAAUACACAAGCAGGAGACAAUUAUUUGCAAUAUGCUUCACUUUUCUACUCCUAACUGUUCUGUUCAAGGUUUUAAACAUUUCGUUGUGCUUGGAUUCCAGCCUGUAUUAUCCCAUAAUACACCAAAGUGUCUUUCAUUUCAAUAACUGCACUGAAUUAUGAUGAUCAAAAGAUGGGGGGGGGGGGCACAUACAGUUCAGAUGUGUCUGCUCGUGUUUUCUAGAUGUGAAGCACUAAAGAUCCCGUCUGUAUCGUCUGCAUUCUUCUUGUGCUUCACAGAGGAGGUGAAUGUAAAAUGUCACAAUGCAUUUCUUACAAUCAGUGAGUGCAAUGCUGCCUGUGUGUUCUUUAGUCUGACUGUCCCUUGUGUGUCACAUGCCCACCAUGCUGCUCACUGUAAGUGCACCGUGUGCUGAACAGUGCUGAGUGAAUAAAGAACCUAGAAAAUA
Molecule: messenger RNA, 1618 nt
Organism: Cottoperca gobio
Lineage: Eukaryota; Metazoa; Chordata; Actinopteri; Perciformes; Bovichtidae
Gene: apoeb
Product: apolipoprotein Eb
Exons: 5
Coding region: 116-946 (276 amino acids)
Biological process (GO): phospholipid efflux; lipoprotein metabolic process; acylglycerol homeostasis
Cellular component (GO): very-low-density lipoprotein particle; low-density lipoprotein particle; extracellular region
Molecular function (GO): phospholipid binding; phosphatidylcholine-sterol O-acyltransferase activator activity; cholesterol transfer activity
Source: RefSeq, a predicted model, not a curated record